AUGGCUUGCUCUCACUCGCGUCUCCAAAGGGGAAGACUUGUCCGCACUGGCCCUACCACCAGCCUCUGCUCCUCUGACAUCUGCGGCCCAUGUGAGGUCUGCCUGCCCAGCACCUGCCCGCACAAGGUCAGCCUCCUUCAACCCACCUGCCGUGACACCUGCCCCCCGCCCUGCUGUGUGCCUGACUCCUAUGUGUCAUCAUACUGGCUGCUCACCAAGCACAACCCUGCCCCAAACCUGGCCGGGGUCUCUGUCACCACCUGUGUCCAGUCCUGUGAAUGUGGCCCUGCUUGCUGCUAG
Messenger RNA from Chinchilla lanigera (long-tailed chinchilla), 300 nucleotides. RefSeq names its product keratin-associated protein 3-1-like. NCBI's taxonomy places the organism in Eukaryota, Metazoa, Chordata, Mammalia, Rodentia, Chinchillidae. Bases 1 to 300 code for a protein of 99 amino acids. The record is from RefSeq and is a predicted model, not a curated record. Gene Ontology annotation, cellular component: keratin filament. The transcript has a single exon. Gene Ontology annotation, molecular function: structural molecule activity.